This is a messenger RNA of Hevea brasiliensis (rubber tree), 920 nucleotides long. RefSeq lists its product as uncharacterized. The record is from RefSeq and is a predicted model, not a curated record. Bases 116 to 664 code for a protein of 182 amino acids. Lineage: Eukaryota; Viridiplantae; Streptophyta; Magnoliopsida; Malpighiales; Euphorbiaceae. The transcript is spliced from 3 exons.
AAAGAAAGAGACUGCUGCUACUACUUCACCUCCUUCUUUCAUUUCUUGCUCCUUAUCUUUCUCCCAUCCUUUUGUUUCUUUUUUGCCUUACCUAGCCUAGCUGUUUCCAUGAGAGAUGGGCAACUGUCAAGCCAUAGAUGCUGCUGCUUUGGUCAUACAGCACCCUUGCGGCAAAAUAGAGAGGCUUUAUUGGCCAAUUUCAGCUAGUGAGGUUAUGAGAUUGAACCCUGGUCACUACGUUUCUUUGAUUAUUCCAUUGCCUCCUGUAUCUGGGGAUCAACAUAAAGAUAAUAACCCUGAAAAGAAGACUGUUCAGUUCACUCGUGUCAAGCUUCUCAGGUCUACUGAUACUCUUGCACUUGGCCAUGCUUAUCGCCUUGUUACUACUCAAGAAGUAAUGAAGGUGCUGAGGGCAAAGAGGUAUGCGAAAAUGAAGAGGCAGCAGAAUGAAUCAGUUGAGAAGCCUCAGACGGCAUCGGAGAAGAAGAGUUCAGAUUGUGAGGCAGGAAAUAAGCCUGCUGAUACGGACAAGGAUAAGGAGAGAGAUCAUCAGGCGACCAAGAAUGAAAGACACCGACCAAUGACACCAUCAAUCACCUCUACUGCACUCAGGACAAAGUCAUGGAGCCCCACAUUACAAAGCAUCUCUGAGGCUGCAAGCUGAUGGUGUUUUUAUUGAAAUCGCUCCAGUGGCACAUGAAAAAUUCAGUAGAUUGCUUCCAACAUUUCUGGAGACUACUGCUUAUACACAGCGAAAUAGAUUCAUCACUCCAUCAAAGGAGACGGGUUAACAGAUGUCGAAAGCAUUGUCAAUCAAAGCUACCAGUUUUAAGCCGUUUUCAAGUAAUAAGAAAUCUGUAUAGCUACAAAAAUAGCAAUGGAUCUACCAUUGGGUAACAAGUAAUAUUUUCUAGCCUUCA